Molecule: messenger RNA, 3724 nt
Organism: Hippocampus zosterae (dwarf seahorse)
Lineage: Eukaryota; Metazoa; Chordata; Actinopteri; Syngnathiformes; Syngnathidae
Gene: entrep3
Product: family with sequence similarity 189 member B
Exons: 14
Coding region: 836-3022 (728 amino acids)
Cellular component (GO): membrane
Source: RefSeq, a predicted model, not a curated record
GCAUGCACGCUUUACGUGCCUUGUCAUCACGCACCGGGGCAGGCUCGGGCUUGCAUAUUAUCGCACGAUGCCUUUUUCCAUCCUUGAGGCGGAUCAUCCACGCGGGAAAAACACGCAGCGGCGUUUUAAGACACGGCUUUAGGAUGGUAUUUUGACGUGCGGCGUGGUGUUAAAUGGGUAGCUUCUGAAAAGUGGAGGAGGGCGCAGCGGGCUAACGUGCGGGCCACUUAACACGCGAGUGAACGUGAUGCCCGCGUGACUGCGGGGUAAGGAAAAGAGGCGGCACACCAGGCGGACUUGUCACCGUUCGAUCAGUUGCAUCCCUUCUGCUGCAUUUUUUCCCCCCAAAUCGAUGGAAAGUGGUUCGUGUCGACAAGGUGAGAGAUUGUCGUCAUUUUUCUUCUCAGUGGUCCAAACAGAAGGUCAGGUGAUGCUCCGCCCGGGAGGAGAACAACGCGCACACGCAAGCAUACACACACGCAAACGCAGCUGAGAAAGAUGAGCGUCUUUUCAUCUUUCCUGUUUUGGGAUGUUUGACAAUGCGAAGCCUGCUGCUGCUGUUGCUGCAUUGCCCCUGGCGAGAGAGUGGAAGGAGAGGAAAGAAGCGAGCGAAAGCGUCAGUAUGAGCCACGCGGAGGAGUCUUGUUGCAAGAGGAGGUUGCUGCUUUGAGAUGUAUUGACUUCUACAGUCAUGGCUGAAACAGUCAAACGAGCCGACUGUUUGUGUGCUCCAUUCUCAACUUUCUGCUGACCAGGCUCCAAAUGUACAGCCACCCUUGAACUUUGCUUAAAGACCGAUAGACUAAGCCCAAGCUCCUUCCAUCACAUUUCUAACAUGCCCUCGCCAUCAGACUCCAGCAGUGUGGCAUCAGGGUCACGGGGUUGGUCGGACAGCCGGCGUGGCUUUUCGGGUCGAGGCCCCGGGGGGGCCAGGCUGCUCCUUUACCUGGGCCUGUGCCACCUGAGCCUGGGCGCCAUGGUCCUGGCCUUCUCCUUCACCAGCAUGGCCUUCACCUCGUCUGCUCGUGUCAGGCAGUCCUGUCCCUUCUGGGCUGGAUUUUUUGUGGUGGCAUCUGGGAUCGUUGGCAUUAUCUCAUGGAGGAGACCUUUAACGCUAGUGGUUUCUCUUUUCAUGCUGCUGUCUGCAGUGUGCGUGAUCCUCAGUUUGGCCGGCUCCAUGCUCUCCUGUCAGAACGCACAGAUGGUCAAGUCCAUGCUCACCUGUGAGAUAGAGAACGGCCGUUGUGUGUGUUGCGUACCCACGGAACCCUGCUCCAGCAAAGAGGAUGGAACCCUUGUCCUCAACCUGAAUUCAGACUGCCACUCGGUUAGACAUCAACUGAAGGACUUGUUGUUUAGCGCGUGUGGUCUGAGCAUUCUUUCCACCAUCAUCUGCACUCUGUCCACGGUUACCUGCAGCAUCCAUAUUUUCUCCUUGGACCUUGUGCACCUGCUAGCGCCCCACCGUUCCCGUUCCGUCAACCCGGAAUGCACCACGCCUCAGGACGCCUUCUUGACCAACGUCAUGGACUUUGAAGAGUUUGUUCCACCCAUUCCACCGCCCCCUUACUAUCCUCCCGAGUACACCUGCAGCUCAGAGACUGACGCACAGAGUAUCACCUACAAUGGCUCCAUGGAGAGCCCCAUCCCUCUCUACCCGACUGAUUGUCCUCCUCCUUAUGAGGCUGUGAUGGGACAAAGAGCUCUGAGCCAGGCAACAAUGUUUGACCAACACGGUGCUGAGAUGUCCGCGGAACGAGCGACGUCGAUGGCGUUCAGUGGAGAAGUCUCCAUGGACAGCGGGUCUCUGCUCAUGUCAGAGAUCGUAGACAUCCCCGAUGAUUCGUCCCCGUCUGAGGACUCGUGUCUGUUGGAGGUGGCGCUGAGGAACCAAGGCGGCAGGGCCAGCAGGACGGCCAGUGAGGUGAGCGACGGGCCGGACGGCGGAACUGAGCGCCUCAGCCUCCGUGCUCCUCGGUCGCAGACGCCGGAGAGUCCUCUGGCCGGAGGACCGAGAGCAAGACGUUUUCUUAGAGGAGAGAGGUCCAACUCGUGUUCUUCACCCAGCACUGCAACCACCACGUACAGGUCUCCAGUGUUGCGGCGCCAGGUUAUGCUAGCUCGAAGUUGUUCUCAGUUGGAAGCCACAGCUGGAUCCGCCUCACAAGAGAAAUCCCCCAUACCGGACAUCCAAGUUCGCCCUUCCACUCCUUUACGCCAAGCAGGUGCCCAUGACAACAGCGAACAGUGUGUGGGUCAGAAUGGCGGACCUCCAUUACAGCGCCAGACUCUGUACCUGCGACGACGGGCCGGGAGAAAUAACGGCGAGAGUGGAAGAAAUGACAACGAAGGCCUCCUAAGCAUCAUGAGGUCACGCAGUGAGCCCUGCCUCAGCUCCUCUAUAGCUGCCGUGGACUUGAGCUAUGGGUGCAAUAAAGCGUCUCCAGACACAGGUCCAUCCAACGAGGCGCUCCUGCUGCCCCCUACGUCUUUGCCGCCGGCUACUGCUUUACCAACAAAAGACAGCCUGAAAUCCACAGAUCCGGGGGUACAAGUUCCUUCCAAAGCCCCGCCGGCGUCUCCCCUGCGUUUGCCCAAAGAUUACCACCGCUCACUUGGUGACCUCAAGGUGACUCGAGUCCUGAUGGCUCGCUUCCUGCAGCGCUCCAAACGCAACCUGGCACCCUCCUCCGAGCAUGCCGGGAGUGCAGGGCAGGUACCUAAAAGGAGAGGAGGAGCUGAGGGCGCUGCCGCCAACCAUCUGUCUUUGGAACAAGUCUGGCGAACCCCUUGGAGCACCAAUAGAGGACAACCCAACCAGCAUCCCCACCAGCGUACCCACCAUCACUCUCACAGCGACAGCCGCCACAACCGCAGCCACAGUGGCCACGCCCCAGAGGGCAUCCACUUGCGGAGCUGCGGGGAUCUAAACUCCUCGUCCUCUCUAACCGUAUGCCGAGUGGUGUCUCCUCACCUACAGCGCGGCUCAUCGGGAGUUCUCUACUCUGAAUCUGCGCUGUGAAGACAAGAAGGAGAUCGGAGAAGAUAAUCAAGUACAGAUUGCAAGUUGUUCAGAUAUUUCAAGGCCUAGCAACUCUAAAGUAUUUUGGCCUGAUUCAGAAGGUGCUGUACAUUGCUCUGAAUACAAGACCACACACUUGCCCGGCUUCAUCUAAACCGUGUUAGCCGAGACCCUCUUUCCAUUCACUGCAGCCUUAGUGGAAAAAUCUUGGAGACUGACAGACCCUCAAGCGUUCAACAUAAUGGAUUACAAGAUCCUAAAAGGCCCUUUUAUACCUUGCUGUUCAACACAAGGAAUUGUCAGGUUGGUCAUUAAAAAAUGUAUUUUGUCUUCCAUGUAAAAAGAAAAAUGAAAAGAUACUUAACCAUCCAUAUUUAGCCGAGUGUGAUAUAAGAUAAGCAAACCUGUUCACAUUUUUCUUCUUUUCACAAUUCUACCCCACCAGCGCAUUUGCUGGCAUACAUGAUAUGAAUGCACGUCUUGUAUUCUCUAUGACUGGCCCCUUGGAAAAAUGAUGUGGUGUUCGUGCAUGUUUUGCGACCCCCACAAACAUCAGACAUAGUAUAUCAUGUGAAAUGUCUUCAUUUGCAUGGAUUGACACUUUUUCUCCCUUGUCCACAAAAAAAACGUAAAGGAAGUGUUGAAAGACAGGUACUUUAUGUGUCUAAUAAAGUGUUGCAAACAAAAUAUGCAGAUUCAGCA